AUGCUCGCAAAGUUCUACGAUUGGUGGCCAUCCGGCGCUGAUGCGGUACAGACAUACGGUGCACGUGCCACUUAUCGUGUUCGAUCCCCGACUGUCUCUCCUGCACGACGUGCAUCCAGUCCAAUCAAUCGGUGUUUGUCACGCACGAGCAAACCACGACCACCCGGUUUGCAUGCAACCCCUUUACCACCGCUUCCGUUGCCCGUAAUGAGUAUCGGUUCGGUUCGAUGCGAUCUGUGCGAAUGUUGGCACUCACUUUCCUCAUCUGACGGGGAUAAACAUUCCCUCCAGCACUCGCGUUCCCGAAACAGUAGCGGGGUAGGUUCAAACCGACGCGGCUCCAUGAGUCACGAUCGCCCGAGCAAUGCACCCGCCCAAUCGUAUCCCGGUCCGCCGCAAACUCCGAAGCAUUUGGCCCCGUCCCAUGAUCUGCAACAGCGGCCGAUCAGAGAAGAGCCCACACGCACUGAUGCAGGUGAUAAAAAUUCUAUCCGAGCCACGAAAGAGGAAAGCGAGGAUAGCGACCAGAGUCCGAGUAACAAUACACAACAGUCCAAGAUUGUGUGGGAUGAUGAACGCAAGGAAUGGGUCGAUGUGACAAAUCCGGAAGCCAAUCAGCCCCCACCUCCACCACCACCCAUGAUACCCGCCCCGAACAUUAAUUCCAGCUCCAGUCCCGGCGCACCCAUUCCACCGAGUGGUGGUCUUAUCUCCUCGCCACCAACCGGACGGACCGGGGCCCGAUCUCGUUAUGUGAAUGUAUUGGCCAACCAAACCGCCGGGUCAGCUGCAGCCAAAUUGGACGCCCCGUUACAACCACCCUUACCAACAACGGGUUUCGGGGCCACCUCAAAUAUGCAUGCAGCCCUGCGUCAGAACCUUCAAAAUAGCGAGCACAAUCGGCGUCCGGACCCCGUUGACAUGCGUAACAAUAGCAGUUUCCAAAUGGAUGGUGGCAACUCAGGCCUGAUGAGUAAGCAACUCUCUUGA
Molecule: messenger RNA, 990 nt
Organism: Echinostoma caproni
Lineage: Eukaryota; Metazoa; Platyhelminthes; Trematoda; Plagiorchiida; Echinostomatidae
Source: the annotation of a GenBank genome assembly